AUGACAAAUGCUCAAAUAUGCACGCCAGAUGUAUGCAAUAAGCAUGGUACAUGUAUUCCGAAUACUUCUAGUUCAUUUAUUUGUCAAUGUGAUCCGGGUUUUGUCGGACCGACAUGUGAUCAAGAAUUAGAUGAAUGUGCAUCGUAUCCAUGCGCACACAAUGGUACUUGUAUUGACUUAGAAAAUGGUUUUCUUUGUCAUUGUUUAUCUGAAUGGAAUGGUACCUUAUGUACAGAACUUAAGAAUCCAUGUCAAUCAUCUCCAUGUGGUCCACUUGGUAAAUGUAUUCAAACAAAUCAAGUACAAUUACCAUAUUAUUGUCAAUGUCCAGAUGGACAAAAUACAGUUUUUAAAUGUGCUGAUCCAAAUCCAUGUCUACCAAAUCCAUGUGGUCCUGGGGAUUGUGAAACUACUGCAAAUUUACUCAAUGGAUACAUUUGUCGAUGUCAUGAUGGUACCAUUCAAAUGACCAAUUGUUCAACACCAAAAAAUCCUUGUGCAACAUUACCUUGCGGACCACAAGGACGAUGUUUAACUCUAACGGCAGCUCCAAAAGGUUAUAUGUGCAUGUGUCAAAGCGAUGGUAUUACUUUCACAACUAUUGAUACGUGUCCAACAACGAAUUCAAUUUGUACGCAUUUAAGUUGCAAAAAUGGAGGAACCUGUGUACCAUAUACAGUUAAUGAACCAUCAUGUACUAUUGGACAAAUUGGUUCUACUUGUUGUCAAUGUCCUCCUAAUUAUACAGGUCUACGAUGUGAACGAGAAAUUGACUUUUGUUCGUCAAAUCCAUGUAAAACAAAUGGACGUUGUCUAUCAGGUAAAACUGGAUAUCGAUGUCAAUGUUAUGAAGGAUUUACCGGUGAAAAUUGUGAAGAAAUAUAUUUUCUUGAACUAGCUCGAAUCACAAAAUCAGGUUGUUUAUCAAAUCCUUGUACAAUUGGUAUUUGUUAUCAAUUAAAUCAAAAUGGACCUUCUUAUGUUUGUAUUUGUCCAGAUGGUACACUCAGUUUAUCAUGCAAUUCAACUAAUUCAACUCGAAGUUUCUAUGCAUUACCAACGAUACCACCACAGACAACAACUCCAAUUGUUUCAUUAAUGUUUGGUCAUAAUGCAAAAUAUGGUUCAGAAACAAAUGGUAAUAUUGUUCCAUCGAUUUCGACAUGUAGUCCAUUAUCAAGAAAUGCAUGUAAUGGUGGUCAAUGUGUAUUAGUUAGUGGAACAACUUAUGCAUGUCGAUGUCGAGAAGGUUAUACAGGAGUUUAUUGUGAAAAUAAUAUAAAUGAAUGUGCUUCAAAUCCUUGUGUGGGAGGUGGUACAUGUUAUGAUCUUAUUAAUGCAUAUGCAUGUUUUUGUCCUGAUCGAGUUUUUCGACCACAAUGUAAUACAACUGGUGUACCACCAAGUGUUACAGGUUCUUCAGUUUUAAUGAGUAGUAGUAAUCAUAAAAUCUCAAGUAGCCAAGGAGAUAAAUCAUUACAAUCUUGUCAUUGUCGAAAUGGUGGUUUAUGCUAUACAAGUUCAAAUGGUGCAAAACUUUGUCAAUGUCUCAAUGGAUUUACUGGACCAAUGUGUGAAAUAUCAAUUUCGUCGGGUAUAAGUCGUGGUCAAAAUCUAUGUAGUCAAUCCUUAUGUCAAAAUAGUGGAACAUGUCAAGAACAAGGAGGUACUCCUAUUUGUAUUUGUAAACCAGGUUUUACUGGUCAACGAUGUGAAUCUGAAUAUUUUCGUUGCCAAGCAAAUGGUCGUUUUUCUGAUGUAUCAAGUUGUAAACAAGGUCGAUAUUUCGAAUGUGUAUAUUUUGGACAAUAUGAUUUGGGCUUACCCAAUGGAGUUCUUUAUAGUCGUAGCUGUCCGCCUGGUCUUUGGUUUAAUGCAUUGAAUGAUCAAUGUGAUUAUCCAAGUCUUGUGCAAUAAAUUGAAGCAAUUUCAUGUUAUCAAUGUUCAAUGAAAUAUUCAAAUGUUGAAUGUAAUUCAAAUAAUUCAAGUUAUUUCACUGAUUGUCAACCGACAUAUGAUACAUGUUUAACAAUUGUACUUAAACCAGAUAAUUUUGAUGAAAUAAUCAUUACAAAAUAUUGUACAAAACGUAAUGCAUGUGAACGUCAACAAAAUUAUACACAUUCUUUAACACCUUGUCAACCAAAUGAUGAAGGUCGAAGUUGGGGUUGUGUGUCAUGUUGUGGAGAUCGAGAUUUAUCUUAUGAACGAAUUCCAUUGAAAAAGCAAGAUGCUCCAUUUACUAACAAUGAAAGCAAUGAUUCACUUGAAGACAAUUCAACAAUUGAUGAUAAUAAUGAGAAUGAAAAUGAAUCUGACACACCAUUACCUACUCAGAUAAGUCCACCUAAUCUUAACAUAAAUAAAAAAUUUCAACCAUGGGAAACACCAACAAAGCAAGAUUUUUUAAUAAUUAUCAUAAAUGAUGAACAAAAUACGAACGACAUUAAGCAAAUUAUAAAAAACGAUUUUUCACAACAAGGUUUCCGAUGGACAAACGAAGAAGAACAAUUACGUCCAUGGUAUUUUGGGUUAACAUCAUUACGUGUUCAUUUUACUCAAUCGCAAAGCAUUGACAUUGGGAGACUUUCUUUCUCUUCAUCUAUGCCUUUUUGGAUGACGUUAAAAAACGAAAAACAACAGUAUAAGUUAAAUAAGGAUAUGUGUAAAAAAUCAAACCGCCAUAAUCUACAAUCAGAUUUUGCUGUUUCACUUCGUUAUGGUGCACUUAUUGACUUAAAUCAAUUUUUUUAUUCAAAAGAUCAUUCAUGGGAUAACAAUGCACGUUCAAAAUGNGACAUUGGGAGACUUUCUUUCUCUUCAUCUAUGCCUUUUUGGAUGACGUUAAAAAACGAAAAACAACAGUAUAAGUUAAAUAAGGAUAUGUGUAAAAAAUCAAACCGCCAUAAUCUACAAUCAGAUUUUGCUGUUUCACUUCGUUAUGGUGCACUUAUUGACUUAAAUCAAUUUUUUUAUUCAAAAGAUCAUUCAUGGGAUAACAAUGCACGUUCAAAAUGGUCUAUUUUUUUAAAUGAUCAAUAUAAUGGUAGUGGUUCUAUUGAAUGGAUGAUAGAAGAUUUAAAAAAAAGACAAAAAAAACAGUUAUUAAUUUCUAAUAUUCAUCAUUCGAUUAUUGUUGUUCCACGUGAAGAAGGUUUUGAUAUAUAUAUUUGUCAAAAAUGCAACAUGAAUGAAUUUGAAGCUGAAGCUACAAUAAAUAAUAAUGAUCAAAAUACAUCAAAUGGAAACAAAGAUUUUUCAAAAAACUUUGAACAACUAGCAUCUCGUCCUCACUCCAAUUCAAAACCACGUAAUGCUGUACCAUUCCGUCAUCGAUCACCUUCAACAUCACGUGGUGCUGUACCAUUACAUUCGCCACAACAUAAAUCUCGACAACAACGACGAUUUCAAUAUGAACACUAUAAACGAGUUGGUAUCAAUGGUGGUUGUUAUUUUCCUACAAUUCAAUUUAGUAUACAUAGUGAUCCAUUUCGCUUAACAAAUAAUAAAAUACAAUAUGUUAAAAAUCGAAUAAAACAAACACUUGCAAUACUCAUUGAAUUUUUCCUUUCACAUCGAAUAACUGUUUGUUAUGGAAAUAUCGAUUCAAAUAUUGGACCAAAACCAUAUUUAUUUUUUCAAGAACAAAUACCUAAUUUUUCAUCAUUGAUAAUGAAAUAUUCAUGGCAAAUGCUUUCAAGUGUUGGAUAUCGUUUACAAAUUCAAAUAGAGAAAGAAAAUUUUAUCGAAAAAUUACAUAAAUUAAGUAAAGAAAAAAAUAAUCCUGAUGAAUUAUUUUAUCGUGUAUGUGUUUAUCUUUCAAGAAUAUUUUCAUUGAAACCAUUCGUUAAUAUAAAUAUAGAAUUACAACAUGCAAUAAUUGAAUCACAACGAAAACGAGCUGAUUCUGCUUAUGGUUUAAUUAGUAAAAUAGAUAUUGAAGAAAAAAAUGAAGCAUAUAUACCAUCAGUAUCAUUGACACCAACAACAAUUCGAAUAAAACCAUUAAAAUUAUGUCGAACAAAUCGAGUUCUUCGAGCUACUCAAGAAUUUGGUCGAGCACUUUAUCAUUUUGUUCUUGUUGAUAUUCGAGAUGAAAAUGGUCGAAAUUUACAAUCAUAUCAUUUUCGUGAUUUACAUGUAUUGUUACUUGGUUAUUUAGAAAAUGGUUUUAUACUAAUGAGUGAUAAUCGAAAAUAUAAAUAUUUACAUCAUUCUCAAUCACAAUUACGUGGAAGACAAUUUUGGUUUUAUCAUCAUAAUGAUUAUGAUGAAGAUCCUAGAAAAAGAAAUCUAAGUUUUUCUGAAGCUUAUAAAUGGAUGGGCGAUUUUGACAAAGAGAAAAAUCCAGCUAAAUAUGCUGCUCGUAUGGCACUUUGUUUUACAUCUACAACAGCAACUGUUCAAGUGUCAAAAAAUCAUGUUGAACUAGGAGAUGACAUUGAGAUCAAGGUCAAUGGUAAAACUUUAUCAUUUACAGAUGGUUGUGGUACAAUGUCAAUUGAACUGAGAAAUAAAAUACAACAAUUUCUUGAUAUUCCGGAUGACUUCACUACUGUCCAAUUCCGCUAUGAUGGUGUUAAAGGUGUUGCUAGUAUUGAUCCAGAUAUGCCAAAACAUAUUCAUUUAUUUAUUCGUGAUAGCAUGAAAAAAUUCCAUAGUAAUCAUGAUUGUUUUGAAGUCUGUAAACUCUCAGCACCUCGACCAAUAUAUCUUAAUCGACAAGCUAUUCUUCUUUUAUCAUAUCGACAAAUAUCAGAUUCAUCAUUUCUUAUACUUCAACAACAAAAUCAUCUUACACUUAUUCGUUCUCUCUUACGAAAUUCUAAUGCAGAAAAAUUAAUUCUUGAAAAAGUACCAUCAUGGUUUUUACCUAAAGAUAUACAUGAUGCAAAUAUUGAUUUUAUUCAUGAACCAUUUUUUCGCCAAUUACUUAUUAAUUCAUGUUUACAAUCAACAAGAGAUUUACUUCAACGAACGCGUAUUCAAAUUUCAUCAAAUAAAGGUCGAAAUAUGUUUGGUAUUGUCGAUGAAUAUAAUGUUCUUAAACCAGAUCAAGUAUUUAUUCAAUAUACAAUAUUAGGUAGAGAUCGAAAUAAUAAUAAAAGUAAAACUGAAAUUCUUGAUCAAUGUAAAGUUGUUAUUACAAAAAAUCCUUGUCAUCAUCCAGGUGAUAUUCGAACAUUUAUUGCUAUUAAUCAUCCAAAAUUAGAACAUUUAAAAGAUGUUGUUGUUUUUUCACAACAAGGUGAUCGUCCAGCUCCACAUGAUAUUAGUGGAUCAGAUUUAGAUGGUGAUGAAUAUUUAGUUGUUUGGCAUGAAGAUCUUGUUCCAAACAAAACGAAUAAUUCAUCUCCUUAUGAUUUUGAUUCACAAAUACCUGCUGACAACUUUCCUCGAUCUGUUACAAGAGAUGCCAUUAAUAAUACCAUACUUAGAAUAGCUGAACAAGAUUGUUUAGGACGAUUGUCUAAUUUACAUUUAGCUUUUGCUGAUAAAUUUGGUGUUGAUGAUGCUAAAAGACGAGCAGAAGAUAUUUUAUCAACAAUUGAAUUAGCUGGUGCAAUUAGUCAAGAAGUUGAUAGUGGUAAAACUGGUUAUCAUCCAUUGAGUGAAGAUAAAAUUUCUAGAUUGAAUAAUGUAUUAGAAAAUAAACGACCUGAUUUUAUGGAUAAUCCUUCUUUAGAACAAUAUGAAUCACCAUAUAUUCUUGGAAAACUAUAUCGUGCUUCCAAGAAAACCUUACCUGGAUGGAAUCGACUUCUUCGAUAUCAUCGUCAUUUAAGACAUUUACAAGUUCGAACACGAGAUGAUCUUGAAGAAGAUGACGAUGAAGAAGUUAGAAAUAAUGAUGAAGAAGCAAAGAUUGAACUUGAUCAAUCUCUUUUGGACGUUGUCGAUCGUCAACACUCUGGAUAUCGUGAGUGUGCCCAUUUUGCUAAAACAUUAGCUUCAGUUUAUCGACAAGAAAUUUUUGAAAUUCUUAAUCUUUAUGGUUUAUCACAUGAAAGUGAUUUAUGGUGUCGAAAUGUCAUUAAUGGUCUUACUGGUGAGCUUGAAGAUACUGCCUAUACAGAACUUGAACAACUCGUAAAUCGUACAAGAACUCGUUUCUUUAAUUAUCAAAUUAUUUAUUGUGAAAAAGGCAAAUGUCAUGAUGAUACACCAGUUUCGAAGUUAUGUGAUAUAUGUAGAAAACGACAGCAAUCUGUGGUUGUUGCUUGUUAUGAUGUCUGUUAUGCUGGAGAAUAUGCAUCAGAACAAGCACCAAUCUUAAGUUUACCAUGGUUAUUUGCUGCACCUCUUUUACAACAUCGAAUCGAUAAGAAAUCACCAUCAUCAGAAGGUUUACUAAGUAAAGCAAUGAAAAAAGCUCUUGAUAAAUUAGUUUCCGUUCAACAUCGACUUCGAUUAGAUGGCUGGAUCUUACGAUUUCAAACAUCGGGAAAAUGUUUCGUUGGUGAAGCUGAUGUCGAUUUGACAGUUUGUGCAUUCAUUGAAAUACUUCAACAAUGUAUUGGAUCAAAAAAAUAUCCACAUUGGUCUUGGAUAGUUAGCCGUUUUGUACGAAAUACAUCAUCGUUUGUACUCAAAUCAGAACAAUCUACACCAACUGAUGAAUGGGAACUCAUUUUACGAUCUCAUAAAAUAGAUGAGUACGAUGAAUAUGCUGGUUUACUCAUUUCGAUGGAUUGGACUGAAGAAGAAGAUCGUGUGAUGCAUGAUUAUUUCCAAAAUAUUCUUGACAUUUGUUUUGAUAAAGGACGACAAACAAAUGAUAUAGGUUUUCUCAAUAUCAGUGAAGCCGUUAUAUUACUAUUACAAAAAAUGGCUAUUAAUGAAACAAUUAUUUAG
This is a messenger RNA of Rotaria sp. Silwood2, 6855 nucleotides long. NCBI's taxonomy places the organism in Eukaryota, Metazoa, Rotifera, Eurotatoria, Philodinida, Philodinidae. The record is from the annotation of a GenBank genome assembly.